UUUGCAGAACCCCUGAAGAAUAUGUCCUUUUUUCUCAGCAGGUUCAUUGACCAGGUCAUACCAACCAGAUGAAUCCAGCAAAUCAUUCCCAGGUGGCAGGAUUUGUUCUACUGGGGCUCUCUCAGGUUUGGGAGCUUCGGGUUUUUUUCUUCACUGUUUUCUCUGCUGUAUAUUUUAUGACUGUAACAGGAAACCUUCUUAUUGUGGUCAUAGUGACCUCUGACCCACAUCUGCACACAACCAUGUAUUUUCUCUUGGGCAACCUUUCUUUCCUGGACUUUUGCUACUCUUCCAUCACGGCACCUAGGAUGCUGGUUGACUUGCUCUCAGGCAACCCUACCAUUUCCUUUGGUGACUGCCUAACUCAACUCUUCUUUUUCCACUUCAUUGGAGGCAUCAAGAUAUUUCUGCUGACUGUCAUGGCAUAUGACCGGUACAUUGCCAUUUCCCAGCCCCUGCGCUACACACUCAUUAUGAAUCAGACUGUCUGUGCACUCCUCAUGGCAGCCUCCUGGGUGGGGGGCUUCAUCCACUCCAUAGUACAGGUUGCAUUGACCAUCCAGCUGCCAUUCUGUGGGCCUGACAAGCUGGACAACUUUUACUGUGAUGUGCCUCAGCUAAUCAAAUUGGCCUGCACAGACACCUUUGUCUUAGAGCUUCUAAUGGUGUCUAACAGUGGCCUGGUGACCCUGAUGUGUUUUCUGGUGCUUCUGGGAUCCUACACAGCACUGCUAGUCAUGCUCCAAAGCCACUCACGGGAGGGCCGCAGCAAGGCCCUGUCCACCUGUGCCUCUCACAUUUCUGUGGUGACCUUAAUCUUCGUACCUUGCAUUUACAUCUAUGCAAGGCCUUUUCAGACAUUCCCCAUGGACAAGGCAGUCUCUGUGCUAUACACAGUACUCACCCCCAUGCUGAAUCCUGCCAUCUAUACCCUGAGAAACAAGGAAGUGAUCAUGGCUGUGAAGAAGCUGUGGAGGAGGCAAAAGGAUCUUACUGGUUCCCUGUGCAGACCCUUAGAUUAGCAGAGGCAGUGACCUGAGAAUCUGAAAGACGCGUCAGGGUAUUAGCUUGCUUGAUAG
This is a messenger RNA of Sapajus apella (tufted capuchin), 1079 nucleotides long. RefSeq names its product olfactory receptor 4D5. NCBI's taxonomy places the organism in Eukaryota, Metazoa, Chordata, Mammalia, Primates, Cebidae. Gene Ontology annotation, cellular component: membrane. Bases 69 to 1022 code for a protein of 317 amino acids. Gene Ontology annotation, biological process: G protein-coupled receptor signaling pathway. The record is from RefSeq and is a predicted model, not a curated record. Gene Ontology annotation, molecular function: G protein-coupled receptor activity; olfactory receptor activity. The transcript has a single exon.